AUGGCGGGCUUUUCCACGCAGCUACAUUUCCACAGGUCUGCGCUGCAGCGUGAAAUCCCAGAAAUCGGUGUCCUCCUCCUCAGUUCAGCCCUGUGGAGGCAGUUUAAGAACAUCCUGCGGCCACUAGCAGAUGCGCCGAGAUCAAUGCGAAGUUCAUCUGGGUGUGUAGGGCAUAUGGUUUUAGAACUAGGAAAGUCUUUCAGUGAAUUACUUUCAAGUGGUCAGUAUGAUGCUGCAGCGAUUUAUAGUCUAAACUCUCCUAGGGGAAUUCUCUGUAAUGAAGAAGCUCUGAACUGCCUUAAAGGAAGAAAUAUCCCUUUGCUGAAGUAUUGUAAUACUCUGAUAAACUCAAGUGCUGCAGCUGGACACGUUCCAAAUUCAACUGUAACUCUGGAAGCAUUCAAAUGUGCGUUGUCUGAAAAGCAAUUAAAUUUAGUAACACAUUGGGUUGAACAGCAAAGGUUAACCUUUUCUAAGGCAGUAGGAGAUAUUAUUUAUGACUACAGGAAAGUAGAACCAAUCCACAAGUCAAGAUGCCUGGCUUUGGCUCAGGUUGCAUAUGAUGAUUACUUCUUUCUCUUGGAAAACGGAUCUAGCACUGCAUUAAUUUGCUGUCUCAGUCAACAAUGGAUUAGAAAACCACCAUUUUCAUCUGUGGGGGCUGCAAUCCUCUCUUUUAUUUCAGCCAAUCACAAAAAGCAUGGGUUUGAGCUAUUAGAGGAAAUGAGCAAGAAAAGUAAGCACAGCAAAAUUUUAGUAACAAACUUUCAAGCUUGGAACUUUAAUUCAACUUCCAUUUCAGCCUAUGCAUUGGAACAGGUUAUUCUGAAUUAUACUGUCUGUACUUUGGAAGACUGGAGUAAGAUAGCAUUUCCUUGUGCAGAUAAUAAGCAUGAAAAGUUAUCUCAGAAAGUCGUGUCGAUUCUCACCUCACAGGAUGGAGUGUGUGAAAAUUCACCGCUUGAAGAUGAGGAAGAUGCAAGGAUAAUGGAACAUAUUUUCUGUAAUGCCUGCUACUUACUAGUGUCUUUCCGAAUGCUUGUGAAUUAUUGCUGUUGUGAAGAGCUUGUAAUUGAUGCAGUCCUUAUUAGGGAUACAGUCUUUGCAAUGAGCAUUAGAAAUUCUACCUCGAGAGUGGUUCAAACCUGUCAAAGACUGGCCAGUUUAAUGACACUUGAAGUGUGUUCAACGCUGUAG
Molecule: messenger RNA, 1197 nt
Organism: Tyto alba (common barn owl)
Lineage: Eukaryota; Metazoa; Chordata; Aves; Strigiformes; Tytonidae
Gene: CLHC1
Product: clathrin heavy chain linker domain containing 1
Exons: 7
Coding region: 1-1197 (398 amino acids)
Source: RefSeq, a predicted model, not a curated record